CGCCGCCAGCCGCGCCUCGAGCCAGCAAGGCCUGCUGCUCCUCGACAGCACGUCGCUGGCCGCCCUGGGCCGCUACUUUGACCGCGUCAUGGGCCAGAUCGAGCAGCAGAUCGUCUACCUCAGCGAGCAGAGCCAGAUGUUCACCCUGGCCCAGUUCGACCGCGCCGGCAACCUCGUCGACGGCGCCGACGCCGAGAUCGCCCGCUACCACGACCUCCUCCGCCAGCUCGACGAGCUCGAGCUCGACUUCGACCGCAUCCGCCACAUCAAGGACAUCGUCCGCGGCUACCGCUCGCGCGUCGAGGACAUGGAGCGCGAGCUCGCCCGCAGCGCCGCCGCCUCGUCCUCCUCCUCCUCCUCGCGACACAGGGAGGGCCACCACUCGUCUCACCGCCACGGCCACUCCCACGGUCACCGCCACGGCCACGAGAGCUCCCGCCGGCACCGACACUGAUGUGUCUUUUUUCUUUUCUUUUUUUCCCUUUCUUUUCUUUCUUUACUUUUUGUCUCUCUCUCUCUCUCGGUGU
Molecule: messenger RNA, 527 nt
Organism: Colletotrichum navitas
Lineage: Eukaryota; Fungi; Ascomycota; Sordariomycetes; Glomerellales; Glomerellaceae
Exons: 1
Coding region: 89-454 (121 amino acids)
Biological process (GO): endosome organization
Cellular component (GO): BLOC-1 complex
Source: RefSeq, a predicted model, not a curated record